AUGUCCCCACCAGUCCUGUUGAACUUAACGCAGAUCCAUGAUUUCAUAACCGAUGCCCUUAAACAACACCAUGUGAAAACUGGAGAAUUCAUGGGACCUUGGUUCACCAAAAUGAACUUCAUCGUCACCAGCGACCCCAUCAACUUGCGCCACAUUGCCAUCAAGAAUUUGCACAACUACGUUAAAGGCCGCGAGUUUCGUGAGAUUUUCCAAGCUUUUGGAGGCACCAUAAUCGCUGCUGAUUAUUCAGAUAAGUGGAAAUCCACCAGCAUAUGUUCGACGAUUCUAGGAUUUGAUCCUGGUUCCCUUUCCAUUGAUUUCCCUGAAAUCGCGACGGAGAAGGCUUUAAAUGAAGCAGAGGAGUGCAUGUUCUACAGAAACAUCGUGCCUAAAUGUGUCUGGAAGUUGCAAAAAUGGCUCCAAAUUGGUCCAGAGAAGAAGAUGAGCAGAGCAUGCAGAACAGUUGAUCAAUUCCUAUAUCCAUGUAUAGAGUCUACGCGAAAGGAGCUGAACAAAAAUGAGCCAUUGCUUGAUGAUCAAGCUCAUGUUGACAUGCCAUUGCUAAGAGCAUUGAUGAGAGAAAAUAAAGGUAAAGCAUAUGAGUAUGAUGACAAGUAUGUUAGGAAUUCUGUAUAUGGUCUUCUUGAUGCAGGGAGAGGCACCAUUACUUCAGCUCUCACCUGGUUCUUCUGGCUUGUUGCUAAAAACCCAUUAGUGGAAACCAAGAUUCUUGAAGAAAUCAAAGAUAAUUUUGGGGAUGAGAAAAAGCUAGUUUAUCUCCAUGGUGCUAUAUGUGAAACUAUGAGGCUUUACCCUCCUGUACCUUUUGAGAGGAAACAAGCAAUUGAAUCUGAUGUGCUUCCAAGUGGGCAUCCUGUUCAUGCCAAUGCAAUGAUACUAAUUUCUUUGUAUGCAAUGGGGAGGUUUCAAGAUGUGUGGGGAGAAGAUUGCUUGGAGUUCAAGCCUGAGAGGUGGAUCUCUGAGGGAGGAGGCAUUGUUUAUGUUCCAUCUUACAAAUUCUUUAGUUUUAGUGCAGGACCAUGGACUUGCUUGGGAAAGGACUUGUCCUUCAUUCAAUUGAAGAUGGUGGCAGCAGCUAUUUUGAGAAACUAUAGGGUCCAUCCGGUGGAAGAUCAUGUUCCUACUCUGAGCUACUCAUUUAUACUCCUUAUGAAGAAUGGCUUCAAGGUUAGGAUAACAAAAAGAGAAGCUUGA
This is a messenger RNA of Lotus japonicus, 1215 nucleotides long. RefSeq names its product alkane hydroxylase MAH1-like. NCBI's taxonomy places the organism in Eukaryota, Viridiplantae, Streptophyta, Magnoliopsida, Fabales, Fabaceae. Bases 1 to 1215 code for a protein of 404 amino acids. The transcript has 2 exons. Gene Ontology annotation, molecular function: oxidoreductase activity, acting on paired donors, with incorporation or reduction of molecular oxygen; monooxygenase activity; heme binding. The record is from RefSeq and is a predicted model, not a curated record.